This is a messenger RNA of Brassica napus (rape), 1620 nucleotides long. Its product is annotated as F-box/kelch-repeat protein At1g64840-like. The transcript has 2 exons. The record is from RefSeq and is a predicted model, not a curated record. Gene Ontology annotation, molecular function: protein binding. Lineage: Eukaryota; Viridiplantae; Streptophyta; Magnoliopsida; Brassicales; Brassicaceae. Bases 184 to 1308 code for a protein of 374 amino acids.
AAAAACACUUUUUAGUAUUUUGAAUCUGAAUCGAUGAAACCGAAACACUGAAUGGGUGUUUCCAUUCCAAAACCGACGUCAUUUCUCGAUGCUAUAAAUUGCUCGCGGAGAUGAACAUGGAUAGUCACUUCAUUUCUUCUCCGACAACUUCUCCCUCCUAGGUUUUUGUCUUUCCAUCAAGACAUGCAUGCGAACAUGGCUGAACCUGCAACGGAAGAGAAGAAGAUGAUACCAGACUGGACUAAGCUCCCUGAAGAGCUGCUUCAGAUUAUCACCCAUAAAAUGAACUGUUUCGAUGUUGUUCAUGCUCGCUCUGUCAGCACCUUGUGGCGAUCCGCAUUCCCAUAUCCGGCUUCCCUGCUGCGCUCAAGUUACUCUCUUCCCACUUAUCCUGUCGAAAAGGACGGCUUGUGCUCCCUCCACAAGAUCCCUCUUGUCCUCGUCAUUGAUGAGUCGGCUUGUGAGUUUUUCAUGGGAUUAGUAGGCCGAGAUGAGUCUGCUGACUACAUGGAGGAGGUUCCAUCUCCUCUUCAGUGCUCGCUAAGGGUGAAGAUGCGAAAAUCUGAUCCAACAAUAUUGAUGAACGUGAUCGGCUCCCAGAUCGUAUCUCUAGGCCAUCAGUACACAAUGGUUUGUUGGGAUCCUAAAGGAUUGAGAACAACUUACAAAAACGCUGCUGCUAUUCUUCCGCUAGGAGGAGGAGAGUUCGUUGUGCUCCGUAUCUUCUCGGGAACUUUGUUCGUGUUAACAAGUGCUAAAAGGAAGUGGGUGCAGCUUCGGGGCGUUCCAAGUUUUCGAUGCACUGCUUUAGUCACUUUUAGAGGAAGAUUCUAUGCUUCUUUCUUCUAUGACAAGGAAAUUCUCGCUAUCCAUCCUUAUUCGCUAGUAGCAGUUCGCCUGAUACCUCAAAACUUUACCUGUGAAAUCACUUAUCUGAUUCCAGCUGGUGAUGAUGAGCUUUUCCUGGUUAAGAAAAACAAACCUUAUAAUGGUCCGGUAACAUGUACAGUGAGUAGGCUGGAGGGUUUAGGAUGGGCCGAGGUCGAUGAUAUAGGAGACCGUGUGUUGUUUCUUGGAGAAGAUCAUGCAAAUGUCUGCUUCUCGGCUAACCAGCUUCCUGAUGGUUGUGGUAUGACCGGGAACUCGAUUUUGUUCUCCGCACCACCAGGCGAUGAAACCUACUUCUGUAAGUAUGGACCACCCGAAGUUCCAAAAGAAAACGUGGUGGGUGAAUGGAGAAGCUCAAGAGAGAGCCGUGUGAAAUUCAUUGAUUCUCAUGAGGCCUAUGCUUUCCGGGUUGAGUUUUGAGGACAUCUGUUGCUUUUGCUUUUGUUUUUGUUUUUGUUUUUGUUUUUGUUUUUGUUAGAUCAAAACAAACUUUUCCUAUGAUUUUAGGUAUUGACCUGAUGUCUGGGGAAAAAUGUUUUGGGUGGCCUUUCUCUUAAUGAAGUUUCAGUUUGUCUUAUUUGCCUGGAGAAGUUUCCAGUCGUAUCAAUACUUUCUUGGUUAUGUUAUGGUCCUUGUAGAUUAUUAAUUUGCAAGCAUGUUGACUGUACAUGUCUUCCUCGGUAACCAAUCUCUUCAUUAAAUAUAGUGCUAGCACAACUUUGCUAUUUCUUU